CACCAUGCCGGCAUGCUGCGGUCGGACCGCAGUCUGAUGGAGAGCAUGUUCUCCAAAGGCCACCUCAAGGUGCUGGUCUGCACGGCCACGCUGGCCUGGGGAGUCAACCUGCCGGCUCACGCUGUCAUCAUCAAGGGAACUCAAAUCUACGAUGCAAAGCGUGGCACUCUGGUGGAUCUGGGGAUCCUGGACGUCAUGCAGAUUUUCGGGCGUGCUGGUCGUCCUCAGUUCGAUAAGUACGGCGAGGGAACCAUCAUCACCACCCACGACAAACUGAGCCACUACCUGACCCUGCUCACCCAGCAGAACCCCAUCGAGAGCCAGUUCCUGGACAGUCUGGCCGACAACCUCAAUGCCGAGGUGGCUCUGGGGACGGUCACUAACGUGGAGGAGGGGGUGAAGUGGCUCAGUUAUACUUACCUGUACGUCCGCAUGAGGGCCAACCCGCUGGCAUACGGCAUCAACCACAAAGCCUAUCAGACGGAUCCGUCGUUGGAGCUGUACAGGAAGGAGCUGGUGGUGGAGGCCGGCAGGAAGCUGGAUAAAGCCAGAAUGAUCCGCUUUGAGGAGAGAACUGGGUACUUUGCCUCCACCGACCUCGGCAGGACCGCCAGCCACUUCUACAUCAGAUACAACACCAUCGAGACUUUCAACGAAAGCUUUAACUCUCAGCGAACUGAAGGCGACAUCCUCAGCAUCGUGUCCAAGGCCGAGGAGUUUGAGCAGCUGAAGGUUCGCGAUGAGGAGAUGGAGGAGUUGGAGCAGCUGCUGUGUAACUACUGCGAGCUGCCGGCUGCAGGCGGCGUGGAGAACAGCUACGGGAAGAUAAACGUUCUGCUUCAGACGUACAUCAGCAGGGGAGAGGUGGACAGCUUCUCCCUCAUCUCAGACCUGUCCUAUGUGGCUCAGAACGCCGCUCGGAUCGUCAGGGCUUUGUUUGAGAUCGCCUUGAGGAAGAAAUGGCCGGCCAUGACGUACCGCCUGCUCACGCUCUGUAAGGUGAUCGAUAAGAGGCUGUGGGGCUUCUCCCACCCGCUCCGUCAGUUCUCCAACCUGAGCCACGUCGUGCUGAACCGCCUGGAGGAGAAGAAGCUCACUGUGGACAAACUCAAGGAAAUGAAGAAGGAUGAGAUCGGUCACAUGCUGCAUCAUGUCAACAUCGGACUAUCAGUCAAACAGUGUGUCCACCAGAUCCCCUCCAUCACCAUGGAGGCCAGCAUCCAGCCAAUCACACGCACCGUCCUGCGCGUACGCCUCAUCAUCACACCGGACUUUCGAUGGAACGACCAG
Molecule: messenger RNA, 1290 nt
Organism: Labrus bergylta (ballan wrasse)
Lineage: Eukaryota; Metazoa; Chordata; Actinopteri; Labriformes; Labridae
Source: RefSeq, a predicted model, not a curated record